GGUUUGGAACCGUUGUCCAGUUGUGCACUUAUCACCAUGGUCGAUACUCGUAGUGGGAAGAGUACCAUGCCAUAUAGUAUUAAGGCUCAAGAGGAGCAGGCCGCCGCCAUCCUCAGAGAGAGAAGAGAGGAGCUCCUUAGGCAGGCAAAGAUGAAGAUGAUAGCCGAGGAGCAGGCGGCGAAGAAGAAGAAGCUGGAGGAGGAGAUGCAAAGAUUGCAGCAAGAAGAGGAGGAGAAGAUGAGAGCUGCAGUAGAAGAAGAGGUUGAAGAGGAGGAUGAAGAGGAGGAAGAGCAGCCGGACGAAGAGCCCCUCAGAGGAAGAAGAUUGGGGGAAGGAGGAGAGAGCAGUGGCAUGAGGGAAGAUGACCCGUGGGUGGAGAAGAGGAUAAGUGAGUGGGUGGCUAAUUCAUCGCUGGGAGAUGAUGAAGAGGCGAUGCUAUAUAUACCUCAGGAGGAGAAGGAAGCAGCACUCAGGGAGAUCGAGGCAACGAGCGAUCCCCUAGAACGCCAGGCCAUAGAGAAUGAGAAGAGGUUGGACUGGAAGUUACGCCUGGCAAGGGAGAAGAAGAGGAGGGCGGAGGAAGCCAACAAGAUUGCCAGAGAGGUCGAAAGUCUACAGACGUGUAGACAGGAAGUAGAGGCCCAGCCUGAUGUUCAUGCUAAGUUAGACAAGAUCCUUGGGAGCAUCGAGCUCCUAGGUAGGGCCUGGACUGAGCAUCAUCAUUCUGUUAGGGGCCAAGAAAUGGCCCUCCACUCCAUCCGUUCUGGUUUUAGGGACUUCACGCGCGAUGUAAUGACUCAUGUCGGGACCGAAGUAAAAAAGUUAAGGGACGGCACAAAGAAAUUCUGCGCAGGCGCCAUUGAAGGCGCCAAAGUAGUGGUCGCUGCAGAGAGUGAAGGGCGCCCCCGCAAAAAGCCUGUCAAGCUCAAGUUUCCUGACUCUUAUGGCGGGAAAAAGGACGAAAACUUUGAUAACUGGGAGGCCAAUAUCAACACGUACGUGUACUUGCAGCAUAUUGCGCCAGAGGAACAAGUCCUCGUGACCUUCCAUGCGUUAAAAGAUGAAGCGGCCAGUUUUGCCAGGUCCUUCGCGCGCGCAGCCGAUUGUGAACACAAUAUGGUUGCGUAAUCUAAACUCACCCGCCUUCACACCUUCCUCAAACUCCUGAAAGAGAGGUUCGCUGACGUCACACGAGGCGUCAGGGCCUCUGACAAACUGCAGACAAUUCACUCACGACAGUGGAAGAGUGCGAGAGCACUCAAAGC
Messenger RNA from Chara braunii, 1265 nucleotides. NCBI's taxonomy places the organism in Eukaryota, Viridiplantae, Streptophyta, Charophyceae, Charales, Characeae. The record is from the annotation of a GenBank genome assembly.